AUGACUGCCGGAUUUUACUUCGGCGACUCUGACGACUCUGACGCGGAUACCAAUGAUGCCAAUUACACAGACGCGAAUCUCCCCUUCCCCAAACCUCUCUCGCGGGCCUCCUUCGUCUCCCCUAACUUCGACCCAGCCACCUUCCUCUCCUCCCUAACCAAUCGUCACCAAACCCUCUCCGACCUGCAAACGGAAUUGCGCGAGCUUAGUCAAUCCUUGAACAAUGAGCUUCUUGACCUCGUCAAUGAGAAUUAUCAGGAUUUCUUAUCUCUGGGCAGCGCACUAACGGGUGGCGAAGAGAAGGUUGAGCAGGUUCGAGUUGGCCUGCUGGCGUUUCAAAGGGAUGUGAAGGGUAUACGCGAUGGGUUUGAGAAGAGGAUCGAUGAUAUUUCUGCUCUGUUGGAGGAAAAGAAGGGCUUGAGGAAAGAGGUUAUGCUUGCAUAUGACCUGCUAGACAUUGAGGAGAGUAUCGGAGAGUUGGAAGAUAGACUUAUGAUCGUUGACGAACGGGACAAGCGGAAAGGAGAGAUCGGUGCUGAUGGAAGGGUUGACGGUGAGGGUGACGAUGAUGAGGAGUUGCAUGGAAUCAUUGAAAGUGAAACAGAAGAAAGCGAUGGGGGAGACGAUGGCGAUGGCGGGAAUGCAAGUGGGAAUGGCAGUGGCAGUGGCCGGGUGCCGAUGGUGUCAUUGUCUAGGCUGGGCCGGCACAUACAUAGGUACUUGUAUAUCAAGGCGAUGUGUGGGAGGAUAGGUGAGAAGCACCCUUUCAUCGUCCAGCAAGACAAUAGAAUGGAGCGAAUAAGGAUGGCAUUGAUACUGGAUUUGAAAACUGGCGUACUGCAGGCGAAGCGAUGUGAGAAGAGCCGGGAACAAAAAUUACAGGCUGCCAUGCGCCUGUAUGAGCUUAUCGGGGAGAAAACGGAUGAUCUUGACGCAGAAACAGCUAUGAAAAAGCUGGAGAUUUAG
Molecule: messenger RNA, 966 nt
Organism: Histoplasma capsulatum G186AR
Lineage: Eukaryota; Fungi; Ascomycota; Eurotiomycetes; Onygenales; Ajellomycetaceae
Exons: 2
Coding region: 1-966 (321 amino acids)
Biological process (GO): Golgi organization; protein transport; intra-Golgi vesicle-mediated transport
Cellular component (GO): membrane; COG complex
Source: RefSeq, a predicted model, not a curated record